Molecule: messenger RNA, 1937 nt
Organism: Spirodela intermedia
Lineage: Eukaryota; Viridiplantae; Streptophyta; Magnoliopsida; Alismatales; Araceae
Source: the annotation of a GenBank genome assembly
AUGGCCAGGAGAAACGCGGCGGCGAAGACGCCGCUGCUACUGGUGGCGCUGCUCCUGGUCGUCGCCGCCACGCCGCUGCAUGCCGUGGGAGAGAAGGUGAACGUCAACCGCUGCGAGAAGCUGUGCUACGCGUGGUGCAUAAAGAAGCCAGUUAUUGGCACACCGGAUACAUGCAGGGACGUAUGCAGCCAGUACUGCAGAGCCCCCCGCAAGUUCCGGGACGGUCCCCCGGGGUGGACUCUCCCUCCCAUGUAGGGGGAGAACCCCCACUGUGUCAGGAGGAGAUGGGCACACCGGCGGCGCCGCCGCCGCCGGUGACCCAUUCCUCCAUCUGCUGUUCUCUUGGUACAUGGGUUGACGCCGAAAUAAAACCAUGCUUACUUUCCUAGCCUUCUUUCUUCACAAUUAUCGUUGUUCACAAGGCAGAGCAGAAACGAGAAGACGAGAAAUCCGAAAUUAUUGUGAACAGCGAAACAAUACUCUGCUAUAGUAGGUAAUCGAGGCUACCCACUAAAUAAAUGCACAGUAUGUCUAUCAAUUUCCUUAGCUGAUGAGAGCGAGUUUGUGAUAGAAGCCGCCAAAAUCUGAGUCUUCUCCGUAGAGCAAGAUAGUAACCCUCCGCUAGCUCAUGACGUUAUACACAUUCUGCUCUUGCGAAGGUAACCAUGGAUGGGUCUAAUUGACCUGCGAAAGAGUCUCUCAGACACAAUAAGCACCGGAUUAAAUUGCAACAGCUGAAAUUGGUACGCAUUAUAAUAUAGUUGACCCACUUUUUUAUAAUAUAUUUGCUCAACUAAAAUGGAUGUGAACAGGUCAAAGCGGUCGGUCAACGGGUGACCUAGGUGAGUACAAGGAUGGUAAACUGUUUGCUAGCUCAUGAGAUUGAACACAAUCAGUUCUUGUGAAGGUAACCAUGGAUGGGUUUAUGACCUGCGAAAGUGUCUCUCAGAAAAAUAAGCACCAUAUUAAAUUGUAACAGCUGAAAUUGAUACGCUUCAGACUCUAGUUGGCCCGCAUUUUAAUUAUAUAUUUGUUCAACUAAAAUGGAUGUGAGUUGGUCAAAGCGGUUGGUCAAUGGGCAACCUAGGUGAGUAGAAGGAUGGUAAACUGUUUGCUGGCUCAAGAGAUUGAACUCAAUCUGUUAUUGUGAAGGUAACCAUGGAUGGGUCUACUUGACCUGCGAAAGAGUCUCUUAGACACAAUAAGCACCGGAUUAAAUUGAAACAGCUGAAAUUGGUACGCAUUGGACUAUAGUUGACAACAUUUUUUGAUAUAUUUGUUCAACUAAAAUGGAUUUGAACUGGUCAAAGCAGUUGGUCAACGGGUGAUCUAGGUGAGUAGGAUAGUAAAUGUUCAUCAAUGUAUUUCAUGGGAUAAAUUUAAAAAAGCACAAUUUUUUUGUAGGCAGUUUGAGUGAAAUUAAUCGGUGUUCAGUACAUAUUUUACAUGAGAUGAUCCUUUCUUCCGAGAGAUAACCUACCCAGAUGUAAAUUAUUCCCGGAAAAGCUUGUGCUUUGCUAAAGUCCGCGUUGACUUGCUGGGGGCCCAUAAACGUGGGAAGGGAGUGUCCACUCCCUAUUCACAUAUAGGACGCUUUAGAUUAUAGUUGACCCACAUUUUUAUGAUAUGUUUGUUCAACUAAAAUGGAUGUGAAUUGGUCAAAGGGGGUGAUCAACAGCAAACUAGGUGAGUAGAAGGAGGGUAAGCUGUUCGUCGAUGCAUUUCAUGGAAUAAACAAAAAAAAUCACUUUAAAAAGUUUAUAGGCAGUUUGAGGGAAAUUAAUCAGUGCUCAGUGCAUAUUUUACAUGAGAUUAGCCUUCUUCCGAGAGAUAACCUACCCAGAUGUAAAUUGCUCCCUGAAAAGUUCCUGCUUUGCUCAAGUCCGCUUUGACUUUCUGCUUAGACCUUUUCUCAUCGCAGUGCGGGUGUAGACUAA